AUGUUAGGUCCGCAUACAGAAAUCUACGGCCUGAUCACUCCCGGUGACUGGGUUGAUUUCUUCCGACACGUCUCCGAGCCCUACGAAGGCCUACUUGUACCUGAGAGUGACGACCGUGAUUUAAAGUCCUUGUUGAUACCCAAGGUUAUGGCUGCGAAGGAAAAGUUUGAUGUUGUAUUCCAACCAAACUAUCAACCCCCAGAUGUAGGAGACUGGAAAAAAGAUGAUGAACGUCUUCCGGACUCCUCGCAGCCGUUCUACCUACGUGCCAACACCGGCCCAAGGUGGAUGCUGGGAGGUGUUAUGUCUCGGCCAUUUAUCACAACGACCCAAAGUAACGGGGUGUGCGCAAUUUCAAGCAUUGAAUCAUCCUGUGAAUAUGGUCCUUCACUACUAUCAAAAAAUAUGACGUUCUACGACGUGGAUCACUGCUUGUGUAUUCAAGAGGGAACCCUAGUCGUCCGUCUAAAGGACUUAGCGGAUGCCGUCUUCCGUGAAGGUGAAACGGUCGUCAUUCCAGCAGGUCAGACAUUCGCCCUAGCUUUCGACAGCAGAUACGUGCGUGUCUGGUCUUUCACCGAUGGCAAUGGUAUUGAGAGUCUGGUGCACCGGUUGGGGAAGCCAUUUGAAGGCGUUGUUCUGCCUGAUCGGGAGUUAGAGUGGGAUUCGGCCCACGUCGAAUCUGUUGCAAAGGAGCUGAAUGUAGAUAUCUCCUUGUAA
This is a messenger RNA of Aspergillus oryzae RIB40, 720 nucleotides long. RefSeq lists its product as uncharacterized. Bases 1 to 720 code for a protein of 239 amino acids. The transcript has a single exon. NCBI's taxonomy places the organism in Eukaryota, Fungi, Ascomycota, Eurotiomycetes, Eurotiales, Aspergillaceae. The record is from RefSeq and is a predicted model, not a curated record.